AUGCAAGGAGGAACCGCGAUGAAGACUCGAUCGAAUCCGACGGGGAAGUUGCCGGAAGGAUUAGCCACAGAAAUAGGUCCGGAGACCGAUGAGCUGGCGGGGGUGCGUUUUCCCAACCUGCCCCCUUCAAUCAAACCAUCGGCCACCAACCAGCAACAGAGCAUCUUUCGAGGAGGACAAAACCAACGGCGUAGAUCUAGAUUCUGGAUAGAGACGACAAACCCAGCUACCGCCGUAUCGAAGUUUGGAGAGAAGACUGAAGAGCACAAGGGGUUGCAGGCCACGAAGCGGAUGGAAGAGCGAAGGAGGUUGAACGGCCUGGAGGAGACUAGCCGGAUUUGUGUUGCGUUUCGUCUGUUCGUGGGGUGGUCGAGAAUUGAAGUUCGAUCGUGA
Linum trigynum is the source of this 393-nucleotide messenger RNA. NCBI's taxonomy places the organism in Eukaryota, Viridiplantae, Streptophyta, Magnoliopsida, Malpighiales, Linaceae. The record is from the annotation of a GenBank genome assembly.